Messenger RNA from Gopherus evgoodei (Goodes thornscrub tortoise), 1639 nucleotides. Its product is annotated as zinc finger protein 501-like. Gene Ontology annotation, cellular component: nucleus. The transcript has 3 exons. Gene Ontology annotation, molecular function: RNA polymerase II cis-regulatory region sequence-specific DNA binding; DNA-binding transcription factor activity, RNA polymerase II-specific. The record is from RefSeq and is a predicted model, not a curated record. Gene Ontology annotation, biological process: regulation of transcription by RNA polymerase II. Bases 2 to 1552 code for a protein of 516 amino acids. NCBI's taxonomy places the organism in Eukaryota, Metazoa, Chordata, Testudines, Testudinidae.
CAUGCAGGAGAACUAUGAAAAUGUGACCUCGCUGGGGUUUUCAGUUUCCCAACUUGAUGUGAUCUCCCAGCUGGAACAAGGAGAAGAGCCAUGGGUCCCAGACCUCCAGAGUUCAGAGGAAAGAGAGAUCCUGAGAGCUCCCUGCACAGCAGGUGAUGCAAUGGUAUGUGAGAAAGAGGAGCAGAAUUCUCAGCAGGAAAAUGUUGAGCAAGUGGAUAAACACAGAGCAUUAUUGCAAACAUCAAAAAGGAAUGUGUCCAGCAGUCAUGAGGAGGGAAAAUCCUGUGAGAUUCAGCACAGACCAGAAAAAGAGCAGGGAAACCAGCCAGGGGAGAAAGUGGGUAAAUUUAUUUCCUGUUGGGGAACUCAGAAGGGCCUCAAGGAAACCACAACACAGCAGGCAAUCCUCAGGGAAGAAAGAAAAAAUAGAUGCACUGAGUGUGGGAAAAACUUCUUUAGAAGAUCAGACCUUUCUGAUCAUCAGAGAAUCCACACAGGGGAGAGGCCCUACGAAUGCAGUGAGUGCGGGAAAAGCUUCACGAACAGAUCAAGCCUCUUUCAACAUCAGAGAAUCCACACAGGGGAGAGGCCCUAUGAAUGCAGUGAAUGUAGGAAAAGCUUCACUAACAGCUCAGCCCUUUCUGAACAUCAGCGAAUCCACACAGGGGAGAGGCCCUAUGAAUGCCAUGAGUGUGGGAAAAGCUUCACUCACAGAUCAGCCCUUUCUCAACACCAGAGAAUCCACACAGGGGAGAGGCCCUAUGAAUGCCAUGAGUGUGGAAAAUGCUUUACUAACAGCUCAGACCUUUCUAAACAUCAGAGAAUCCACACAGGGGAGAGGCCUUAUGAAUGCAGUGAGUGUGGGAAAAAUUUCACUUACAGAUCAGUACUUCUUCACCAUCAGAGAAUCCACACAGGGGAGAGGCCCUAUGAAUGCCGUGAGUGUGGGAAAAACUUCACUCAUAUAUCAGGCCUUUUUCAUCAUCAGAGAAUCCACACGGGGGAGAGGCCCUAUGAAUGCCGUGAGUGUGAAAAAUGCUUCACUACCAGCUCAGCCCUUUCUGAACAUCAGAGAAUUCACACAGGAGAGAAGCCCUAUGAAUGCCAUGAGUGUGGGAAAAACUUCACUUACAGAUCAGGUCUUUUUAACCAUCAGAAAAUCCACACAGGGGAGAGGCCUUAUGAAUGCCGUGAGUGCGGGAAAACCUUCAAGUGCAGCUCGCACCUUAUUAGGCAUCAGAGAAUCCACACAGGGGAGAGGCCCUACAAAUGCAGUGAGUGUGGGAAAACCUUCACUCAAAGAUCAGGCCUUUUUCACCAUCAGAGAAUCCACACAGGAGAGAGGCCCUAUGAAUGCAGUGAAUGUGGGAAAAACUUUGCUCACAGAUCAGCCCUUUCUGAUCAUCAGAGAAUCCACACAGGUGAGAGGCCCUACAAAUGCAGUGAAUGUGGGAAAAGCUUCACUCAAAGAUCAAGCCUUUUUCGCCAUCAAAGAAUCCACGCAGUGGAGAGGCCCUAUGAAUGCAGUGAGUGUUGGAAUACCUUCUCUUAGCACUCAGCCCAUGUCAGCCAUCAGAGAAUCUGCAAGGGAGAUCAAGACCAUAAAAACCUCUAGGGCUAUCAAUACUUUUUUUUUCCU